AUGCUGGAGAAUGGCUCUCUCCACAAUUGCUGUGAGUUGGCUGGAUCCGGCGGCUCUUUUGACUGGGAGGAGGAGGCUAGGGACUGGACGCAGCCCUCCCAGGCCGCUCGGCCCCUUUGGGUGGCCCCGGCGCUGUCCAGCGUACUGAUCAUCACCACCGUUGUAGACCUCGUGGGCAACUCACUAGUGAUCCUGUCGGUGUUACGGAACCGCAAACUCCGGAAUACAGGUAAUAUGUUCUUGGUGAAUCUGGCUUUGGCAGAUCUGGUGGUUGCCUUGUACCCCUACCCCCUGAUCCUGAUGGCCAUUCUCCACAAUGGCUGGGCCCUGGAUGAGAUACACUGUAAAGCCAGUGGAUUUGUGAUGGGGCUCAGUGUCAUUGGCUCUGUCUUCAACAUCACUGCAAUUGCCAUUAAUCGGUACUGCUGCAUCUGCCACAGCCUUGGCUACAAAAAGAUCUACAGGGCCUGGAACACUGUCCUCUACAUCUGUCUCAUCUGGGUCUUCACAGUGAUUGCCCUGGUACCCAACUUUUUUGUGGGCUCCUUAAAAUAUGACCCCCGCAUCUAUUCCUGCACCUUUAACCAGACAGCCAGUGCCCACUACACCAUUGCAGUGGUGGUGAUCCAUUUCCUUGUUCCUAUCACCAUUGUCAUUUAUUGCUACCUGAGGAUCUGGGUGCUGGUUAUUCAGUCCAGGAGAAGAGUGAAGUUGACAAUGAAACCCAGGCUGAAACCAAGUGAGGUCAGGAAUUUCCUCACUAUGUUUGUGGUCUUUGUGAUCUUUGCCAUUUGCUGGGCUCCACUGAACCUUAUUGGUCUUGCUGUGGCCAUUAACCCUUUGGACAUGGCUCCCCGGGUCCCUGAUGGGCUGUUUGCCACCAGCUAUUUCCUGGCAUAUUUCAACAGCUGCCUGAAUGCCAUUAUUUAUGGUCUUCUAAACCAGAAUUUUCGGAAGGAAUACAAAAAAAUUAUUUUGUUUCUAUGGAUACCAAGGCUCUUCUUUCAGGGCAAUUCCAAAGAUGGGACUGACAGUCAGAGGAAGAAGCCUGCUGCUUUAAACCAGAACUACCCAAUAGAGACCAAGACCUUGUAA
Messenger RNA from Trichosurus vulpecula (common brushtail), 1095 nucleotides. It is a transcript of the gene MTNR1B, whose product is annotated as melatonin receptor 1B. Gene Ontology annotation, biological process: G protein-coupled receptor signaling pathway. Bases 1 to 1095 code for a protein of 364 amino acids. Gene Ontology annotation, molecular function: melatonin receptor activity. Gene Ontology annotation, cellular component: membrane. The transcript has 2 exons. The record is from RefSeq and is a predicted model, not a curated record. Lineage: Eukaryota; Metazoa; Chordata; Mammalia; Diprotodontia; Phalangeridae.